AUGAAGAGAGCCUUCACGGAGUCUCAACCAUCGAUUCCGCCCGGACCUGGCCGACAGGACCCACCGCCAUGGAAAGUCGUACACCUGGUCAAACUCAACGUCACGAUUCGUCUCGUCGAUGAAACGCUCACCACAUGGAUCGGGAUAGAUGAUUCACCAUUCAGCAUCUUCGACGUCAAUAAACAACUUUAUGGUUACGUACUCGAGGAUGGUCGCCUCGCCAGUGGAGAUCCACCCUGGCGACAGAACCGCAGAGACAAUCCAUCACCAUUGCGUUCCGCCAAACAAUUCCGCAUAGCGUCGACAGAAGUAUGGACCAGACAUCGCCCAGUCGUCGAACUCACAUGCGGUUGCGAUCCUCAUUACGAGAGGGUAUUCUUUCGCCACGACGACCCAAUAACGUGCAUGGCCAGACAGAUAGGCCAAGCCGUUGCUGAAGGAGUCCGGAACCACGUUCCAUUGCAAGGAAUGAGAAUCCCAUUUCGAAACCAUAAUUAA
Molecule: messenger RNA, 498 nt
Organism: Caenorhabditis remanei
Lineage: Eukaryota; Metazoa; Nematoda; Chromadorea; Rhabditida; Rhabditidae
Exons: 1
Coding region: 1-498 (165 amino acids)
Source: RefSeq, a predicted model, not a curated record